Molecule: messenger RNA, 1872 nt
Organism: Rotaria sp. Silwood1
Lineage: Eukaryota; Metazoa; Rotifera; Eurotatoria; Philodinida; Philodinidae
Source: the annotation of a GenBank genome assembly
AUGUCAGCUGGUAUUCUACCAGAUAUGUAUCGAUAUACGGCACGAAAAAGUACCGUAUCAAAAAAUCCAAAGUCAUCAAAUGUAUCAUUAUGUAAUAAUUCAACAACACAUUAUUCAACAUAUCAUAAUGAUAAUAAUUCAAAACAACAACAACAACAACAACAACAACAACCAAUAUUUGAUAAGAUUGAACAUAAUAUUAAAUUAGAAAAAGAUGUUCCAGAACAACAAACAUUUAUUAUUCUACCUGAUAAUGAAGUCGAACAAAUGGUUAUGGAAGAAAAUAAUGAAAAAAUAACUGAAGAAAUAAUACAUGAUAUUAUUGAAGAAAUUAAUAAUCAAACAAUUCAAACGUCUCUUAUACUAAAUUCAAAUCAGAUAGAACAAUCCUUUUCAAUUGAUACUCAGGAUGUUCAUGAUGUUAUUGAUUCAAUUAUGAAUCAUAUUAUUGAGAAUGAUAAUAAAGAAUUUUUAUCUACCAAAAUAGAUAAUAAAAUAGAAGAAAAUGUAAAUAACAAUGAUCAAGAAACAACACCAAUGGAAAGUGAUCCACCGAUAUCAAUUACAUCACGAUCACGAAUCGAUGAUGAUAUUGUUGAAAUUCAAGAAACAUCAAAUCAUGAUAAUUCUCAUACAUGUACAUGUCAAUGUCAUAAAUCUAAUUCUCCACUUAACAAUGAAUAUUUUCUAUUUGAACAAGCAUUAAAACAAGCUAGAUUAGAACAACAACAAGAACGUUCAUUAACUAAUAAUCGUCUUAUUCAAACAUUAAAACGUCAACAUGAAGAAUUAAUUAAUAUAUAUCAACAAAAUAAAAUUCAAAAACAAAUAAAUUUAACAAAAAUUGAUCGAGAACAACAAACAAUUAAACUUAAUCAACAUGAUUCACAAGUACAAACUGAUUUUACAACAAUAAAUAAUAGUAAAAUAUCACCUAAACAACAAAAAUCUCUUAUUAUACCAACAUUAACUUCACACACAACAAAUCAUAAUAAUGCAACAUUAACAGCUACACGUAAUUAUAAUAAUACUACUUAUAAUUCAAUUCAAACAUCAUCAUCAUCAUCAACUUCAUCGUUACAACAAAUUAUACCUCGUCUAUCUGCAAAUGCCAUAGCAACAACUACAAUAACAAAUAAAACAUCAACUGUUACAACAAAAUCAGCUAUUGUAACAAAUUCUCAAGCAACAACUUCACUUCCACCACCACCACCACCACCACCACCACCACCACCACUACCAGCAGUAUCAUCUACAGCUACUCCUCAUGAUGUUGUGGACUUAACAGAAGAAGAUGAAGAUGAUAAUACAAAUAGAACAUCUACUGCACAACGAAUAACUCCUAAUAGACAAAGUACAACGUUUAUUCAAUCGUCGACAUCAACAACAACACCAAUAGCGACAACUACAGCUACUCGUAUUCGGCCAACAAAUCGUACUAUUCGUCCAAAUCCUACUGUUCCAAAUGGGCAGACAUUUCCUUUACGUCCAUUACCUGAACAUAAUCCCUGUGAUCACACAAUAGCUCGACCACAAUUAAAUAUUACACAAGAAAAUGCAACCGUACGUUUAACAUGGAAUUUACAAUCAACACCAAUGGAAUCUAUACAAAAUUAUGAAAUCUAUGCAUAUAAACAAAAUGCAACAGUAACAGCAUCUGAUUGGAAAAAAAUUGGUACAGUUAAGUCAAUGCGUUUACCAAUGGCUGUUACAUUAAAAGAAUUUCAAUCAAAUAGUCAUUAUGCAUUUGCUGUUCGUGCAGUAUCGAUUAAUAAUAAUAUUGGUCCAUUUUGUGAACCAAAAACAAUAUUUACUGGAAAUACACCAGUUCAACCAUUACAUACAAGUCAAUUACUCAAUGUAUCUACAUAG